AUGCUGACAGUGUUCAAAGGUACAUGGACCAAGAUGAUUGAGGAUAUGGCUGGAAGAACAGAUGACACAUUCUUUAUGACCUGGCUUGCGGUUGCCUUUAGCACUUUCCUAGCACCAACCACGGCCUUGAAGCUCAGCCCAAAGUGUUACAGACUUGUGCUAGAUCAUGAAAUGAUCAAGAACACAAACAUCUGCCUCUUUGUAGCAGAACACAUUAACGAAGCUUUCCGGAACAUGGACCAGGAUAAGCAAACUGUCUGCUGCUGCUUGUAUCACUUGAUGAUACUAUACCUUGAUGCGCUUGUCCACAACAUCCCAGUAAGCAACUGCGCGAUACGAUCGAAUGCAUGGGAUAGUGCUCUAAUUGCCAAGGUGAUCAAGAAGGAUACCAUCUCUCCUGGUAUGUUCGGCAAAUAA
Triticum turgidum subsp. durum (durum wheat) is the source of this 417-nucleotide messenger RNA. Lineage: Eukaryota; Viridiplantae; Streptophyta; Magnoliopsida; Poales; Poaceae. The record is from the annotation of a GenBank genome assembly.